Messenger RNA from Amphiprion ocellaris (clown anemonefish), 1667 nucleotides. RefSeq names its product heat shock protein b8 (gene hspb8). NCBI's taxonomy places the organism in Eukaryota, Metazoa, Chordata, Actinopteri, Pomacentridae. The coding region runs from base 236 to 907 and encodes 223 amino acids. Gene Ontology annotation, biological process: cellular response to unfolded protein. Gene Ontology annotation, molecular function: protein homodimerization activity. The record is from RefSeq and is a predicted model, not a curated record. The transcript has 3 exons. Gene Ontology annotation, cellular component: nucleus; cytoplasm; protein folding chaperone complex.
CCAGUAUAAAACCCGCAGCCAGAAGAAAUGAGAUCAGUUCACUUUGAGGUUUAAGAAACUCACGGUUCACUUCGGAGGUUAUCUUUGGAUCAACAGGUGAUUUGUUGCGUAACGGUGAUGUGCGUAAUCCAAAAGAGAUAAAGUUUUACCACACAGAGAGUUAAAUACUGCUGUUUUUUUUAAGAGAAAGCGGCUAUUUUUGCUUAAGUAACUGAACUUCUCCUGGCUUUUGGACAUGGCAGAGGGAGACUUUUACACGAUGGGAAGCCGGCAGAGAUUUCCCAGAGACCCGUUUGGAGAAUUCCGGGAUCAGUCACCGUUCAGGGAUCAGCUCGCCUCUCGGUUUAUGGAAGAUGAGUUUGGGAUGCCACCUUUCCCCGACGAUCUGGCGAUGGACUGGCCAGGCUGGGCUCGGCCGGGCCGGCUCAGUACGCGCCUCAGCACGUCGCCCUUCAGCAGCACUUUACGCACAGGUUUCCCCCCGCGUCAGUCCACCGGAGGCCCCGCGCUGUACACCAGCAGGUACGGCGAGCCCUCCUCCCGCAGCUCCCCCACCACCACCGCCUCCUCCACCGGCGGGGAGCCCUGGAAGGUCUGCGUGAACGUCCACAGCUUCAAACCAGAGGAGCUGAACGUAAAGACGAGAGACGGAUUUGUAGAAGUGUCAGGAAAACACGAAGAGAAACAAGAAGAAGGAGGCAUAGUGACAAAGAAUUUCACAAAGAAGAUACAGAUCCCCAUAGAUGUGGACCCUCUGACGGUUUUCGCCUCUUUGUCCCCGGAGGGCGUCCUCAUCAUCGAAGCUCGGCAAACGCCUCCAUAUUACCUGUUCAGCAGCGACGACUCUCCGGGUGGAGAAAUGCAGGAAGUGGAGGCCCCCAAACCCCCGGAGGCCCCGAUGGUCUAAACCUCGGGAAUAACAUCCCACUCAAGCAAUUACGAGUUUGAUAUUAAACCUUCAGCUUCAUGUUGUUAGACACCUGGAAUCAAAAUGUAUGAAAUGUACUGAGUCCUAUUUGAAAUUCAAGCUGCACCAGGCAGUUUUUUUUUAAAUGUUGAAAAUAUGCAAGGUUUGAACCUGCUGGUCGGCGUGGGGGUUUCUGUGUGCAGUUUUUAUGUAGUCGAUGUGUUUGUGUCGGUUUUCCUCUCGUGCAGUUUAGGUUAAUUGGUGAUUCUAAAUUGGCUGUAGGUGUGAAUGUGAGCGUGCAUGGUGGCCCUUGGAUGAACUGCAGACUUGUGUCAGCUGUGAUGGGCUCCAGCCCCCCACGGCCCUCUGCAGGAUGAAAAGCAGGUACAGCUCACUGGUGCGUAUACUGUCAUUUUUUACAAGCUGCAACAAUGUAGAGCCUCAAUAACAGCAAUACUGAAGAUUGUUCCCAAGUUUUCCUUAAUGGAACUGUGCUUCACCCCAAACAAUCAGUAUAAUUCUUCUUCUUCUUCACAUUUUUAUCUCACUUUCCCAAAGCCCAUAGUGACAUCUUUAUUUUUUUUAUUUCUAUUGUAAUUGAAGGUCAUAAAAAGACUAACAACAGGAGCAAAUAUUCACCUUUUUUGUGGUAUUCAUGCUCAAAUUAAGGAUUAUUCAACUUUCCAAUUAGCUCCUGAUUUACUUUCUGAUUGUUUCAGUUGUUUUUCUCUUAAAUUUCAAUACAAUUAAUGAAAAAGCA